AUGGCUUCUGUUCCUAAAGCAGAGGAAGUGGUAUCGGUGUCAAACAGCAGCCACCGCACACAGUCUAAAUCCCCUGAGCCGGCAGCGGACCACCCAGGGGCUCCGCGGGUGCCAGGUCAGGUGGUUCAGGUGGAACAGUCCGGGCGCCGGGAGCCACACAAGAGCCGCUCCACGCGGAGAGGAGACGAGCGUCAGGGGUCGAGGAGAAGAGGAAGGGCCGUCCGAUGUGGACACGACAUCCUGCCGCAAGCGGAGAGCCCGGUCAGGCUGAGACCAUGCCGAGCCGGCCGCGGGAGCGCCGCCAACUGCGCACGAGGGCAACGCCCGUACGGUCAAGGACCACGCGGGAACAACAAGAGAGAGGUUGGUGCCGGCACCACAGCACCAGAGCAGGUUUACUCGGCCAGUGGGCGAACCGGGGAUGCAAAAAAGAGCAGCGCGAACCAGAGAGAACCACAGAGAGACCAGCCCAUCCAGCGCCCGACCGCAGGCGCGACCCAACCCAAACUAGAACGACGCGAAAGGCAGCAGCACCACCAAGACAAGACCAAGCGAGAUAUACCAACCACACGCCGAGGCCAAGAACGAGCAAACACGCGAGACACCCACGACGGCGCAGGAACAAAACUCGCCCGAGCGGAAGACCGAAGCCAGGGACAGGGCGGUGAAGACGAGGCACAGCCGAAGCACCAAACCUCGCCGGCCGCCCCAAACCGCGCAGCCCAACGAGCCGGGCCCCCGCGCGCACGCGCCCAGCGACCCUCGCCCGACAUGCCUCACAACGACCCCCCCCCCCAAUCAUACCCCACGACCCCAACCACCCCCCCCACACUGUUACCCACCUCAUUAACCAAAGACCCAGAGAGAGCGAACAACAAGGCCGAGCCCUUCAGACACAACCUACACACACUACGCCACAAAAAAAUCCACCCCCGCUAA
Messenger RNA from Knipowitschia caucasica, 939 nucleotides. The record is from the annotation of a GenBank genome assembly. Lineage: Eukaryota; Metazoa; Chordata; Actinopteri; Gobiiformes; Gobiidae.